AUGGGUGGUCGAACGGGACGGGGAGACCCCGCGUGUCGAUGGGCAACUCUGUUUCUGGUCGUAGCCUUUUUUUGCGAGCCGACUACUUCGUCCUUGUACACCCUCGCCGCGGAGUACAGUGCGGAAGGGUCGUUUUCGUAUGAGGGUGAUUUAUUAGAAGUGAGGUCUACCGAUACGUACAAAGUCAGCUUGAAUGUAGGUGACGUGCUGUCUGUCUGGUGCAAAAAUGCCAAAGGGACGUUUCCAGAAACCUUUCCCCCAGACGUGUGCAUGGCCUUUGGAACGAAUUGCAGAAGCGACAGCACAGUCAGCUUGGCAGCGCUGCUUGCGAGGAACACACAUGCGAUCUCGGGGGAUACGGUUUCCGGUGAUUCACCUCUCACGAUAACCAUACCAGAUCAGAUGAACUUGGCUACAGUAUUCAGCUUCGCCUGCGUUUCCCCGAACCAGGGAUCCCCCAGAAUCCAGUUUGACGUCAGAAUCAAUCCAGGAAACAAGCAUGUGACUAUGUGGGCAGGUACUGAUCCAGGAGCCUAUAAUGGAGCUUCGACCAUGUCUAUAGGCCUGUCUUUCGCCGUUGUUGCCCCAAUUUCGAUAUGGUCCAUUCUCGGGCAUUAG
Neospora caninum is the source of this 618-nucleotide messenger RNA. RefSeq lists its product as hypothetical. The coding region runs from base 1 to 618 and encodes 205 amino acids. The transcript has a single exon. The record is from RefSeq and is a predicted model, not a curated record. Lineage: Eukaryota; Apicomplexa; Conoidasida; Eucoccidiorida; Sarcocystidae.